Molecule: messenger RNA, 653 nt
Organism: Drosophila novamexicana
Lineage: Eukaryota; Metazoa; Arthropoda; Insecta; Diptera; Drosophilidae
Gene: Targ1
Product: ADP-ribose glycohydrolase OARD1
Exons: 3
Coding region: 32-574 (180 amino acids)
Biological process (GO): peptidyl-glutamate ADP-deribosylation
Source: RefSeq, a predicted model, not a curated record
GUCAAUUGCCCAAGCAAAGUAUUAAAUACGAAUGUUCUUUGCGCGCCGACAAGCACAACAACUAACUACACAAAUACUACAUUUACGUGUCGCCUUUCGUCGUGCGUUUGUCCAGAAGAUGACUGGCUUUCAGCUGCAAGAGAUCAACGGGGAUCUCUUCUCGGCACCGAAGACCCACUCGCUGGCCCAUUGCGUUGGCGCCGAUCUGGCCAUGGGCGCGGGCAUAGCUGUCAAAUUCAAGGAGGUCUACGGCCAAGUGGAUCAGCUGGAGGCACAGAAGGCGCGCAGCGGCGAGAUGGCCGUGCUGAAGGAUGACGAACGCUACAUCUACUAUCUGGUGACCAAGUCACAGAGCUGGGCACUGCCCACAUACGAGUCGCUGCAGUCGUCGCUGGAAAAGAUGCGCGAUCACAUGGUCAAGAAUGACAUCCAUAAGCUGGCAAUACCACGCAUAGGCUGUGGCAUCGAUGGCCUGGAGUGGGAUAAGGUCAGUGCCAUAUUGAACGAGGUCUUCGGAAGGGAGGAUGUGGAGAUUACAGUUUACAACUAUGUGCCGCCACAGCAGGCACAGUAACUCGAAGGAGCUCAACAAAUUUACAACAGUUCCUGUUUAUUUAAUUUGUUUGGCUGCACCUGGCACAUAAUUAUAUACA